AGCUGCGCAUCCGCCACGACGGGCCGUGCCGCAUGGAGGACGUGGACACGCGCCCGCUUGACACCGUGCGCCUGUGCCACUACGCCGACCACACGGCGCUGUGGAUGCCGCUGUGCGCCAGCGACGGCCGCACCUACCCCAACCUCUUCGUGUUCAAGUGCGCGCAGGCGCGCCUGCUCAUGCCCAAGGUACUUAAUCCUAUUUCGCCCAAAAAAUUACGUAAGAACUUUUACACGGAGACAACAGUUAUUAACAAAUAUAGUU
This is a messenger RNA of Gryllus bimaculatus (two-spotted cricket), 264 nucleotides long. The record is from the annotation of a GenBank genome assembly. Lineage: Eukaryota; Metazoa; Arthropoda; Insecta; Orthoptera; Gryllidae.